AUGGCCAACGACGGCAACGAUCACGCCGAGCUGCACCCCGGCGCCGGCACUGGUGCAGCUACGAGAUCAGUGACUGGAUCAGCUACUGGAUCGAGUUCUGAGCUCUCUCCACCGUCAACAGCAGGCUUGGCGGGAUCGACACAGGCCGGCGAGCCAUCCCCGCGGUCUGUUUUGGACAAUGUUGACGAGAAGAGUGAAAGCACACGACCAGACAAGGUGACAUCACGAGAUGCAGCCGAUGCAGCAAAGAACAAGGAAGAGCACACCGACAGCCGCGACAGCCACGACAGCCACGACGACUUGGACGACUCGGAUGACUCUUCCGACGGAGACCCAGAGGACGCUGGCCGCCGCAACGACACCAGCGACGUCCACCAAGAGCAUCCCGACGACGACGGCACCCUGCCCAUGGCCAACGAGCCAGGCGCCGGUCUGCAGGCUCUCGAGGUGCAAAUGUCGCAGCAGGCCAACGAGCGGCCCGCCUCGCUGUCGCUCGCCCGCACCGUCUCCCGCGCGCCCACCAUCAUUCCCCGGUCCAAGCGCCGCGGCCUGUUUGGCCAGUUUGCCAUUUUGCCCGAGGUCGAGCGCCCCUACGAGUACCGCAACAAGACCAAGUGGCUCAUCACGCUGAUUGUCGCCCUGACGGCCGCCGGCGGCCCGCUGGGCUCGUCCAUCCUCUACCCGGCCCUCGCCUCGCUCACCGUCGACCUGCACACCUCCCCCACCACGGCCAACCUCAACGUGGCCCUCUACAUGCUGGCCAUGGGCAUCUUCCCGCUGUGGUGGUCGUCCUUUUCCGAGACCCUGGGCCGCCGCACCAUCUACAUCAUAUCGUUUUGCCUGUUUGUCGUCUUCUCCAUCCUCAGCGCCAUCAGCAAGAGCAUCGGCAUGCUCAUUGUCAUGCGCGUCCUGGCCGGCGGUGCCUCGGCCUCUGUCCAGGCCGUCGGUGCCGGCACGCUCGCCGACAUCUGGGAGCCCCGCGAGCGCGGCCGCGCCAUGGGCAUCUUCUACCUGGGCCCGCUGACGGGUCCGCUGUUUGCGCCCAUCAUCGGCGGUGCCCUGGCCGAGAAGUGGGGGUGGGAGAGCACCAUGUGGUUCCUCACAAUCUAUGGUGGCCUGGCCUUUGUGAUGCUCUUCUUUUGUCUGCCCGAGACGCUGGCGCGUGACCGGCGCCCGCCGCGCGAGCUUGAGAAGAAGGAACGGACGGACAAGCCACCACAGACACAGGCAGAGACACAGGCGGACGUCGAGGGACAGGCCACAAACAUGGCGGACGGCGAGGCCGCCGAGUCGGGGGCGGUCGUGGCCCCGGCUCUCGCCCGCAUGACCACGACCCAGUCGGUGCGGGUGCAGACACAGCGCGUGGGUUCCUUCCUGAAGGUGGCCUUUGUGCAGCCGCUCUCCGUCCUCCUGUAUCUUCGCUUUCCGCCCAUCCUCUUGACCGUCGUCUACGGCUCCGUGACCUUUGGCUCGCUGUUUGUGCUCAACGUCAGCAUCCAGUCCGCCUUCGCCAAGCCGCCCUACCAGUUCAGCGAGCUCAUUGUCGGCCUGCUCUACAUCCCCAGCAGCCUGGGCUACAUUCUCGCGUCCCUCGUCGGCGGCCGCUGGAUCGACAACAUCAUGGCCCGCGAGGCCCGCAAAGCCGGCCGCUACGACCAGCAGGGCCGCCUCGUCUUCCUGCCCGAGGACCGCAUGCGUGAAAACGCCUGGCUCUCCGCCUCGCUGUUCCCGGCCGCCCUCGUCUGGUUCGGCUGGACCGCCCAGCACGGCAUCUACUGGAUCGUCCCCUCGAUUGCCAACUUUGUCUUUGGCUUCGGCAGUAUGCUCGUCUUUGGCGCCGUCACCACCAUGCUGACCGAGUUUAUGCCGCGCCGCAGCUCCGGCGGCAUCGCCCUCAACAACUUCUUGCGCAACAUCUUCUCGUGCGUCGGCGCCAUUGUCGCCCAGCCGCUCAUCGGCGCCAUGGGCUAUGGCUGGCUCUGCACCAUGUUUGCCCUGCUGGCCUGGAUCGUCGGCAACACCUGCAUCUUUUUGCUGCGCCGCAACGGCUCCAAGUGGCGCAAGAACAUGGACGAGCAGCUCAACAAGUUGCCCUAG
Sporothrix schenckii 1099-18 is the source of this 2097-nucleotide messenger RNA. Its product is annotated as MFS multidrug resistance transporter. The transcript has a single exon. Lineage: Eukaryota; Fungi; Ascomycota; Sordariomycetes; Ophiostomatales; Ophiostomataceae. Gene Ontology annotation, biological process: intracellular polyamine homeostasis; transmembrane transport. Gene Ontology annotation, molecular function: polyamine transmembrane transporter activity. The coding region runs from base 1 to 2097 and encodes 698 amino acids. The record is from RefSeq and is a predicted model, not a curated record.